GAAGUUGUCCGGGCUCCGGGCCGGGAGAAGUUUGCGGCGCUGGGCGGAGGCAGCGGCGGGCGGCCAGGCUGCUCGCUCCGCUCCGGCCAUGGCCUUCCGCCGGCGGGCCAAGAGCUACCCCCUCUUCAGCCAGGAGUUCCUGAUCCACAACCACGCGGACAUCGGCUUCUGCCUGGUGCUCUGCGUGCUCAUCGCGCUCAUGUUCGAGGCGACCGCCAAGACUGCCUUCCUAUUCAUCUUACCUCAGUAUAACAUUAGCGUGCCUACAGCAGACGGCGAGCUAGUUCACUACCGCUACGGGCUAAAGGACUUGAUCACCAUCCUCUUCUACGUCUUCAUAGCAAUCAUCCUGCAUAUGGUGUUGCAGGACUAUGUCCUCGAUAAAAUCAACAGGCGGCUCCACCUCUCCAAGGUCAAACACAGCAAGUUCAACGAAUCAGGGCAGCUGGUAGCGUUCCAUCUCACCUCCAUGAUCUGGUGCUUGUAUGUAGUGGUGACGGAAGGAUACUUGUCAAACCCGAGAAGCUGGUGGGAAAACUACCCUCAUGUUUUUCUCCCGUUCCAGGUGAAGUUUUUCUACCUUUGCCAGCUGGCCUACUGGCUGCACGCACUGCCCGAGCUGUACUUCCAGAAGGUGCGCAAGGAGGAGAUUCCUCGUCACCUGCGGUACAUCAGCUUCUACCUGAUGCAUAUAGCUGGAGCAUACCUCUUAAACCUAACCCGCCUGGGGCUCAUCCUCUUGCUGCUGCAGUACUUCGCUGAAUUCCUCUUCCACAUGGCCCGUCUCUUCUACUUCACGGAUGAGAACAACGAGAAGCUGUUUAAUGCCUGGGCAGUGGUGUUCGUGGUCACCCGGCUCUUCACCCUCACCCUUUCUGUGCUGGUCAUUGGCUUUGGGCUGGAUCGGGUGGAGAACCAGGAGUUCAACAUAGAGAAAGGAAACUUCAGCACUCUGUCUUCCAGGAUGUUUGUGCUGUCCCUGGUGUGCCUCUUCCAGGCCUGGCUGAUGUGGCACUUCAUCCGGUUCCAGCUGCGGCGCUGGCGGGAGUACCGGAACGAGCAGAGCGCCAGGCAGAGAGCCACCGCCCUCACCAAACAGCAGUCCAAGCCCGUCAAAAGGGAGUCGGGUUACCAUGAAAACGGAGUGGUGAAAGCCGAGAACGGAACCUCCCCACGCACCAAGAAGCUCAAGUCUCCGUAGAGCUGAAGGCUCCUCUGCCGGGGAGGAGGGCGAGAGACCAGGACUAAGCCCCAGCCCCGCCCUCGGCCUCCCAGGUGCUGAAUGGCUUGGAAACGUCUCAUCUUCCCAAGAUCUCUCCCCCUUCCCCCCUCCCCAAACCAUUUGCAAUAAAACCAAAAAAAACCUUGCUCCGUUACAUGGCCUGCAGGAGCCAGACCCAACCCUCCCAUCCUCUCCUUCCUCUCAGUUUUAUCGUCAAUCAGCGUGCAAUUCCCCUCCUCCCGCCCCCUUCUUGAGUGUUUUUUCUUCCUGUUGUGUUUUUGUUACAACUGCGCCAUGGGAUGGUUCUAAGCAAACAAUUCCUCUUCUAAAGCAGGUUCUUCCCCUGCCCCUCUGGGCAUUGCCCUGCGUCCUGGCCUUGGAGGGGCAGGCAGCUGCUUUAAGGUGCCCUGUGAUCAUGAGGGUAGAGGUUUGGGGAGCUGGGGGAGCCAUGCCCUGUGUGCAGAGCGCCUCUCUGUAGCAGGGUGGCGGCCAUGGGUGGUGGUGCUGCUGCUGGAGUUCUUGGGUGAACUGCAGGGCAGCCUUGCAUCCAGCACGCCCAGCGGGAUUGCAGAGGCGGGCUAGGUCUGGAUUGGGCUUGUUGCAUCAGGGCACAGGGAGGUGACCUCAGACAUGCUUUGCAUUGUGCUGGAGCUCCGGCAAGUGGCAUCCCUAGCAGUCUGCGGCCAGUGUUGCCCACCUCUCUCCCUCCCCUGGGUGCGGUGACUGGGCUCUGCCUCUGCCCUGCAAUUCCUAGUGCCUUACUUGGGAUGAUGUCACCCAGGGCCUAACUCAGCCCAAACUCAGUUGAGGAUUUGUAAGCCCUGAGCCACACACCAGCAGGUCAGCCCUGGUCCCACCCCUCGCUGCUCCUUCAGGAUGUGCCGCUUUACCUCACCCAGGGGCUGGCUUAAAUCUGUGGUGCUGUGUUCGCGUAGUACUCGUGCUGCGUGCAGGAGAGCAGAUUCCCUGCCACUCAGAGUUUAUCUGCCUUUCACCUCAUACUUCCCCGCUGCCCCUGCUAUCCCAGGCCAGAUGUGCCCUCUCUGCUUUGGCUGCAGCUGCCAGCUUGUCUUUCCGCUUCACAUGCCUCAUAUCUCCUGAGGGGAUUGGUCCUGGGCUGGGUGGGAAUAGCAGAGAGCAGCCUGUGGAAGUGGGAGUGCCUCUCGCCCGAUCCAUGCCACCCUCCCCUCCCCAGCUGGUGGGUGGAAUCAUCUCAAAUCUACCUCAGAGGCCCCCUCUUUCAUACGACCACUCUCCCUUGACCCCUCGUUGGCUGCGUAUGUUGGGAGGAGAUGUGCGGGAAUUGUUCGAGCACCCACUGAUUCUGUGCACUGCCCUGGUCCCAAUGGAUGGAGCCGUCCCACUUUCAGGGUUCUUCCAGUGCCAUGUGCUGGUCAAGACUGGCCAGGUUGCCCUGCAGCGGAGGGUAUUUCUCUCUGAGGAAGGUCCCCGGAAGCCAGACUUUGCAGUGGGCAUGUUUCAGUGCAAUAAGGUGACUUGGCGCUUCCCUUCUGCUUCGCUGGGGUGGGAGCUUCCCUCUCGGCAAUGCUGGCUUGGCUGCCCUUUCUGCUGCUGCCCGGAUGGGUAGCAUUUCCCUUUGGCUGCUCCAGACGGGGCAGAGAGAGAGGCAGGCAGGGGGUAGCAGGGGUGAAGGGUCAUGGAAUCACUUCUCAUGCAGAUUGGGAUCAGGGUUCUUCCUUCCUAGCUGGGGUGAGUGACAUGGGCCAGAAUAAACCAAACACGAUGUUCCUGGCUUGUUUCAUGCUCCUCCCCAUGGCCUUCCUUGCUGGAGGCGAUUGUAACUCACGCUCUCCGGCUGUGCUGCUUUCACAGAUUUUGAGUCCUCUCCACACCUGUUCUCUCUCCAGCACGGGCAGGGGCUGCCAGUGGGGGAGAAAGAAUACCUGGGAGCCUGAAUGCAGCUGGUCAGAUUCCAUUCCUUCCCCCAUCCCCCAGGAGCUUUGAAUGUCAAAGGAGGGCCACUAGCUGGGAUCUUCCUCCCGCUCCCCCAGUAUCUUGGAGCAGAGCACCUGGGAACACUUUGUGACUGUCCCUCCUUAGCCCUGGCUGGACAGAUACUAGCAAAGCCAGCACUUGGCCAGAGGGAGCUCUAUUGGAGGAGCAGAGGAACCAGGCGGGAAAGGAAUGUUACACCAGCGGGAGAGCGAACUGGGACACAUGCUGUUGGCCCCUGGGCCUAGCACAGUUCACCCUUCCCUCCCUCUCCCCUUUCUUGUCCGCUCCCAGCCCUGCAGGGAGUAACUGUUCCCCCGAUCUCUCCAGAGCUGGCACUGGCCUUGCUCCUCUGACGUCAGCUGAGAAGCUGAGCCACCUGGUUAAAAGGUGGCUUGUUGUCAGAUCCAAAUAAACCAGGCUGCUGAAUGAUUCCUUCCCCCCAGCCUGCCCUGCUCCAGGCAGCCUUUCCUCUGGCACAAGCCUGCGAGGCCGUAAAGUAGCUCAUUGUUCUCUAUAUACCAAGUGCCUUACAUUGCGGUAUAGUCUGUACGCUCUUGCCUAUGCGCUGCCUCAAGUGCUCUGUGCCCCCAGGCUCUGUGUAUACGUCUGAUGUGUGUUCCGUAUUUAGUCACUGGGGAAAGGGACAGUUCACGCUGGAAGUAGCCCCUCGUUUUCUAUGCCUUUUCGAUUUGUAGAAGGCUUCCUUCCUCGGUGGCUAAAAUCCCCUUCCCAUUUUCUGCCUAGAUGGGUCGGCCCCUGCAGCGAUGCCCACUGGCUGCCAUUUCGGAGGCAUCGCUGGGGUCAUUUGUGGCCGGAGGGGCUCCCAUCCCAUCCCUCCCAACACAGAAACUCUUGCUCCUCUCUGCUCCAGUGCACAUACCGUCCCUGGCUCUGCAGUCACUGGUGCAGCUCUCCUUGCAUUUCCUAGCAAACCAAAACUUCCCCUCUAUCCUGGAGAACCUCGUCCUCGUAGAGAUGGAUUCUUUUAUUUUCCAGUCUCUAGUGUUAACUCUUUCGUUGACCAAUCCACGUACAAAGGUGCAGAGAGCCAGGGGAAGGGGAGACCCACUUCUCGAAUGGGUUCUCUUCUUGGGCCCCAUCCCACAAAGUGCUGCGUGUCUUCUGCAACAGUUUGAGUGCCCCCAUCUGCUAGAAGGCUGAGGGUACUCAGGAUCAUGCAGAAUUGGGACCUGGGUCCCGGAUUCAGUGUUAUAGCACCGCUACUCCACUCCCUCCUGGGUUGUGCAAUAACCCGCCUGGAUUGUGGUCACUCCUGCAGUGCUUGCAUCCGUCACCAAACCCUGGGAGGGGAGGAUCCCUGAGAUGAGGUCAAAUUGUGAUAAUUGCAUGGAGCACAGAACGCCUCCUCACCCGGGCUUUGGCAAAGUCUCUUAAGAACCAGCAGUUCUUCUCCCUCUCCUUGUCCCAGAUGGAUCUUAGAGGGGUGGAUGUUGGGGAGAAUGUAGCAUUUUGCAGAUCAAUAUCUUUUUUUAAAAAAGUUUGUUGAAUGAAUUUUCCUUGCUCAACGGGGCAUUAAAGUUUGUAUUUUUGUAGGAUGACGUUUCCCUGCCUAUCAUGCACAGAUGUAGCGAAUAAGGGAUGGGGUUCUCCCUGGUUUUUCUAUUAAGUGGAGAAUGGUCUCUUUUCAGAACUAGUCAUGAAAUCUGUAGAUGGGUGGGCUUCAUUCCAGUGGAUUGGAGUUACAGCAACAUCUGACUAUGGAGUCCAGUAGUUGGAAGCUGCUGCUACAGCUGACUUUUCUCUACAGUCGAGGGCGUCUACAGCUAUAGCAGCUCCUUUUUGUGACCUUUGAGUGCGUAACAGAUGGCUCGAGUUGGCAGUCUUUAUAUUGACGCUAUAAACUGGGUCACUCGUCUCCCUAUGUCAUGUGAACUUCUUGCCAGAGGGAGGGAUAGACACAAGAUGCAACGUUUGGGUGGGUGCUUGUAUCUCUUUUUAACCUGUUUAAUUCUGCGGACCAAACUUCAACAAAGAAACUCAAGGAAAAUUCUGUUCUUCCAUAUUUAUGCUUUAGUGCAAACGUUCUCUUCCUUUGUUGUGUAUUUUAAUUUGUUUUGGUUUGAGGGGGGGUUGGUUUUUUUGGAUAACCGUUUCAACUCUCCUCCUCCCCCUCCCCCACCACCACAUGUUUUUAGUCUUCCCCUGUCAUUUAAAAAAUAAAAACCAAUUUUGUACGGAAUUUUUUUUGUUUUGUUUUGUUAAAUGGCUUUUGUGAGCAAACUCUCAACAAAGAUAUUUUCUGAAAUAAUAAAAGGCAUAGAAUCAUCAACUGGUGCUUAA
Trachemys scripta elegans is the source of this 5479-nucleotide messenger RNA. RefSeq names its product translocation associated membrane protein 2 (gene TRAM2). Gene Ontology annotation, cellular component: endoplasmic reticulum membrane. The coding region runs from base 89 to 1201 and encodes 370 amino acids. The record is from RefSeq and is a predicted model, not a curated record. NCBI's taxonomy places the organism in Eukaryota, Metazoa, Chordata, Testudines, Emydidae. Gene Ontology annotation, biological process: SRP-dependent cotranslational protein targeting to membrane, translocation; protein insertion into ER membrane. The transcript is spliced from 11 exons.